UCCAAUAUGCCUCGUGCCAGAGCAACACUCGAUGGGACGGUUCUCGCCGAGUCCGACAACUGGGAGACAGUUGAAGGCAAUAUCUAUUUUCCACCAUCAGCUAUAAACAAGUCUCUUUUCACUCCAACGGACUUGUCGACUCAUUGCUCCUGGAAGGGAGAUGCUUCAUACUACACGGUAACCGUCGGAGGUAUCACCUUUUGCAUCAUUAUAUCAUCUUGGGUACGUUAGAGAAAUGACCGCUCCGGUACAAUAGAUAAAACAAUUCCGAAUGUGGCGUGGUACUACGCCCAGCCUUAUGACAAGGCGAAGAAUAUCAAGGACUAUGUUGCUUUCUGUCAGUCCCUUGUACCCCGUCAUUCCUGCUGCAAGGCUUUAAUUAAUGAUUUCGCUGGUAGACAAGGAUAAGGUGGAUAUCAGCGUCGAGUAGGAUAGGAUCAUUGGUACUUGGUGUAUGGU
Molecule: messenger RNA, 459 nt
Organism: Aspergillus novofumigatus IBT 16806
Lineage: Eukaryota; Fungi; Ascomycota; Eurotiomycetes; Eurotiales; Aspergillaceae
Product: DUF427 domain-containing protein
Exons: 2
Coding region: 7-231 (74 amino acids)
Source: RefSeq, a predicted model, not a curated record